GCUCCUCCACCACUAAAUAAGACAGGUCGAGAUCAGCUGAAAACCUCUCGGAAAAUUCUGGAAUACCAAAUUCACCUCAAAAAUAUACACUUUGAACCGCGAUCAAAUUUCCCUCUUUUAGUUUCCUUGUUCCAUUUCAGUUUGAAAUUUUAAUUCGAUCGGAUUUUGAAGAUUUGAUCGAUUGUCAUACAUGGUGUCCGUGUACCCAAACCCUCCUCCAGAUCGGGAUUUCACGCAUUUUUACGGGUUGCAUAUGGGCGGGGGUCCGAUGAAAAUUCCGGGUCUGAACGGAAAUGAGAACAGCCUGCUUCAAACAGCGCCGGUUGGGAAUUUGGGUCCGGGUGUGGACGACACGAGUAAGAAGAUCCGGAAGCCUUACACGAUUACAAAGUCCAGAGAAAGCUGGAGCGACCAGGAGCACGACAAGUUCGUAGAAGCGCUUCACCUAUUUGACCGUGAUUGGAAGAAGAUUGAAGCAUUCGUCGGCUCAAAGACUGUUAUCCAGGUAGUUCCAUCCCAUUUAUUGAAGAGAGCUAAAAGGGUGAAUGUUCUGCAGAUUCGAAGUCAUGCUCAGAAAUAUUUUCUCAAAGUCCAGAAAAAUGGAACAAGUGAACAUGUACCUCCCCCACGUCCAAAGAGGAAAGCAGCUCAUCCUUAUCCACAGAAGGCCUCAAAAAAUGCUGUGUCUCAAGCCACCGGUCCUCUGCAAUCUUCAGCUGCUUUAGUGGAGUCUGGAUACUGUGUAGGGUCUGAUUCCUUGUCAAUAUCUGGAAAUCCAAUGAGCUCUGCACCUUUGUCUUCUUGGAAUUACAAUGUUAUGGCGGCUGGCAUUUUGCCGCAUACGUCAAAAGACGAUAUUGGAUUAGCUAGUGCUACCAAUAAGUAUAGCAGUGGCAGCAAUGAGAACAACUCCAGUGUGGAGAAAUUGAACGAGAUGCGCUGUGCAAUGAAACCUUGCAAUAAUGCUUCAAGAGUUAUGCCAGAUUUUGCUCAGGUCUAUAGAUUCAUUGGCAGUGUCUUUGACCCUACUGCUAGUGAUCAUUUGCAAAGACUUAAAACAAUGGACCCUAUAAAUGUGGAGACGGCGGUGAUGUUAAUGAAGAAUUUAUCUGUCAAUUUGGUUAGCCCUGAAUUUGAGCACCAUAGGAAGUUGCUAUCGAGUAACUGUGGGUUUCAAAGCAAUGUGGUGGUGAGAAAUAAGAUACCGUCUAAACCGAGGAAAGAGUUUGUCCCAUGUGUCUCUAUUAGCUUUUCUAGAUUUCUCUUUCCUCUGUAUAUGAGUGAGGAUGAGAGAUUGUUAGAAAGACAACUGUGUAGAUGUGCUCCUUGUAUAUAUAGCCUGUUUGAGCAAUAG
Messenger RNA from Striga asiatica, 1354 nucleotides. Lineage: Eukaryota; Viridiplantae; Streptophyta; Magnoliopsida; Lamiales; Orobanchaceae. The record is from the annotation of a GenBank genome assembly.